This is a messenger RNA of Symbiodinium necroappetens, 7761 nucleotides long. NCBI's taxonomy places the organism in Eukaryota, Dinophyceae, Suessiales, Symbiodiniaceae. The record is from the annotation of a GenBank genome assembly.
AUGGGACGGAGACGAAUAGCCUUCGGCCCGAACUUGAACAAGCUCUCCGUUUUUCCGAGCAACCAUGUGUCAACAACCAGGUACAAGCUUUGGACCAUCAUUCCGCUGAACUUGUUCGAGCAGUUUCACCGUACAGCUAAUGUUUGGUUCCUCAUCGUGUCCAUCUUGCAAAUGUUGCCUUACAAGAUCUCGCCGACGACUUCUUGGGCAACUCUCGUGCCUCUGUGUCUCGUGCUCAUUGCAACUUUCUGCAAGGAUGCUUACGAGGACUUCAAGAGAUGGAGGGAUGACCGCAGAGUCAACCAGCAGCUGUGUUCCGUGUUCACUCCCCAUGUGAACAACCACACGCGGGAAUCUCGAGACAACUUCAAAGAGAUCGAGUGGUCCCAGGUGCAGGUUGGAUCCUUUGUCAAGCUUUAUCGAGAUCAACCGGUCCCCGCAGACAUGCUUCUCGUCUACUCUUAUCCAGGCACUGUCGCAUGCGUCGACACAGCACAACUGGAUGGGGAGUCUUCCUUAAAGUUGAAGCAGUGCGUAGACGAGACCCAUCAUAUGGUGAAAAAUACCUUGCUUCGAAGCGUGGAGGGGCACAUGGAAGCCGACCUACCGAAUGAGCUUGUGGGACGCUUCGAUGGCUGCCUCUACCUAAAAGGCUUUCCACGAGGAGUGCCAGUGGGCCUGAAGAACCUACUUCUGCGAGGGUCGACCAUCAGGAACACCAACUAUGUCAUUGGUCUUGUGGUAUACACAGGCAACGACACAAAAGUGGUGAGGAAUUCCAGCCGGUCGAUAUCAACGAAGCGCUCGCAGGUGGAGAUCAUGUCCAACAAGCUUCUGUUUAUUGUCUUCUUGUUGCUUUUCCUGAUAUCUAUCGGCUGUGCGGUUGCAAGAGCGAAUCUGCUCGAGGAUGCGGCUGGUUUUCAGAAUUUGCGCUGGGUGUGGAAUGGUGAGGCAGACAAUGUGGACAACGCGCAAGAUAGCCCCUACUUGGCCAUUCUAACAUUUCUCAUCGGCUACAACAACCUGAUCCCCAUCAGCUUGUACAUGACAACCGAUGUGGUCCGCGCGAUUCAAGCCUUCCUUAUGGAGAGGGACGAAAGCAUGCACUAUGCCCAGGGCGGCUCCUACUGCACAGUUCGCACCUCUGCUCUAUGCGAGGAUCUUGGAACAGUGGAUUUCGUUCUGACUGACAAGACCGGGACUUUGACACAGAACAAGAUGUGCUUCAAAGCCUGCUAUGUAGACGGCCAAACAUACGGCUACUGGUCAAAUGGGCAAGAUGAAAGCGGGGAUGGAGGGAGUGUUACAAUGCAGGAGAGCUAUGGAUACCCGAGUGACCAGAUCGAGAAGAUCCCAACAUGCAGCAUCUGCCGGCCCCUCAACCCUUCAUUGUGGGGAAUUCCCAGUGAUGAGGACCCUCAUUGGAGCUACAGUCUGGAGUCUUCUGUCCACAACUUCUUCUUGUGCCUCGCCACAUGCCACACCGCGAUGCCGGAGAAGACGAACCAUAUCACCUUCUCUCCGAGCAGCAAGCGCAAUUCACACUUGGAGACCUUGACUGAUAUCGAGUAUGUGAUGCAGAAUGACCCAGGCAUCAGGGGACUCAGCCAGCAGGAGGUUCGAGCACGCAUGGAUCUACUUCUUGAGGCCAACCAAACUCAAUUUCGCAGCCAAUCCCCGGACGAAGAAGCGCUACUGGCAAUGGCGCGAGACUUCGGCUUCUACUUCAAGAAGCGACAGGGCAACAAGGUCACGGUCAACAUCCGCGGGCAGGAUGUGCACUACACAGUCAUCAUGUGCAAUGAGUUCUCGUCCGAGCGGAAGCGGAUGUCUGUUCUCGUGCGUCAGUGCACAGAGGAUGGUGGUAUGCCUCAGACGUCACAGGCAAUGGCCAGCAGUAUUUUGCUUGGCAAUGCUGGUGUUAUGUCCAUGGAUAACCUGCCACCAGUGUCCGAGGGCAGCUACAUCCUUUUUGCCAAGGGUGCAGACUCUGUCAUGCUGGACCGGAUGCGGCAGCAAGACACGAAGCGAGCGACACCGGCGGUCAUGGCCGACUUCGAGGGCUUGGACGACAUGACGCAUGCGCUGCCACUGGAUCCAGAUAAAUCCAAUGAAGGCCCCAGCAGCCCCAAGAGCGACAGAGGCAAAACUCGGAAUGCUCGCAUGGCCAUGGCUCUAGCAGUGGGAUCCCACGGCUCCGAAGGAAAGCUUCGAGGUCCGAAAGUACCGUCUCCAUGCUCUUCGGCAGGCCUCUCCGCGCGGUCUGUGGUGCCAGAACCGCCUGUGCCCAGCGGUGCACCGGCGAUGCUGGAGACAGAGGAUCAUUCGAAGCUCUCCAAAUUGGAGCCGACGCGGAGUGCUGGGCUCAUGAGCUGGGCUUCGCGAAAUGGUCCUGGAAACACAUAUGAUUCCGGCGAAAUGGACGAGAGCAUGCGCAAGAAGAAGCUCCGUGUUGCAAGGGAGCAAGUUCGACACUUCUCCAUGCAUGGACUGCGGACACUGGUUUGUGGACAAAGGGUUCUGCCUGAUGCAGAAGCUGAAGCCUACAUCAAGCGUUGGCAGGGUGCGCGGACUUCCUUCUUCAAUAGGGACGAGCUGAUGAAUCGAGUCAUGGACGACAUGGAGCGCGACUUCGACUUGCUUGGCGUCACAGCCGUGGAAGACAAGAUUCAGUUUGGGGUGCCAGAGACGGUUCAGAUGUUGCUGGACGGUGGUAUCCGCAUUUGGAUGCUGACGGGCGACUGCGUAGAGACAGCCGUAAACAUUGCAAGCAUUUGCCGCCUCAUCGAACAGCACUCGCAACUCUAUUACCUGACCUGUGAGGAAGGCUCUGCCCGCGAGCAUGACUCCUCGAGUGCUUCAGAUCUAGAAGAGAGGUUAAGGUACAUCCAGGAGGAGAUCUUGAAUGAAUUGAGGCACGCUCGCGGCGGAGGUUUUCACUACAGCCUUGUUCUGAACGGCCCAGCGCUCUACGCCAUCCUGCAAGCACCAGACACACUCCUUCACAAGCUCUUCGUCACAGUGGCUUGCAACUCCUGCUCUGUGAUUGCCUGCCGCUUAUCUCCAGCGCAGAAAGCUGCCCUUGUAGAGCUUAUUAAGAAAGAUGUGCCUGGAAAUCCACUGACUCUGGCCGUGGGAGAUGGCGGGAACGAUGUCAGCAUGAUUCAGAAGGCACAUGUUGGAGUUGGAAUCGCUGGGGCUGAGGGGCGGGAGGCUGUGAAUGCCGCGGAUUUCGCUAUCGGACAAUUCCGUUUCUUGAGGUCACUCCUUUUCGUGCAUGGGCGGAGCAACAUCCGACGCAUUGGCAUGGUAAUCGGCUAUUCGUUCUACAAAAACUUCCUCCUUGUUAUCACCAUGGCUUGCUAUGCGCCCUUCACCGGCUUCAGUGGGACCACAUUCUAUGAUCCAUACCUGAUCAUGAUGUACAACGUUGUCUUCACGAACCUCCCUAUCUUCAUUGUGGGAGCGUUGGACGUGGAUGUCUACGCGCCUGCAGCCCUGACACUUCCGAAGCUAUACCUGUAUGGUGUGAAUAAGGUCUACUUCAACUACCGGAUGCUGGUUGCCUGGCUCCUGCGUGGAACCAUCCAUGCCUUGGUGAAUUUCUUCGUGGCUUGCGUCUUCUUGGGAGGUGGUAGUGGGGCUGCUGGGCCUUUCUCCGACUACUUGUCCCUUGGAGCAUGGUCGUACUGGAGUUGCGUGGUGGUCGCCAAUGCCACGCUCCUGCUGCACACACAAGUCUGGAUGGACUGGCAACUGCUCAUCUCUCUCGCCUCUGUGAUAUUCUUCCCUCCGAUCGUGUUGAUUUACUCCUGGCCCGUCAUGGCCAACAUUGUCAACCCAGCUUUCGUUGAGGUAGGCGCGCACCUUUUCCAAUCAUUGCCGGGAUGGCUAAGCCUUCUGCUCGUCUUAGCCUUGUCCGUCCUGGUGGAAUUGGCUCUGGAUGCAUGGCAGCGCAUCAACAAGCCAGACCUCUUGAAACGAACGCAGGAAUUCCAGCGCACGAAGACCUAUGCAGGUGAGGGACAGGAGUCUUUGCUACAAUCGACAUUCCGAGGCACGCAAGUGGUGACCGACAUGAGCCUGUCCCCCGUCGUUCCAGGGCACCGCCAGUCCCCUGCAUCUCCAGUCUCGCCGUCAUCGCCGACAGGUGUCACCCAUACGACUCGGGAUGAGCUCCUUUAUGCGGCGAACAUGAAGAUGGAGAGAAUGUUUCCAGCUGCCCUGGUGAACUCGAUUCCAUUCAGCUACAAGCGAAAUAACUACAACCAAGGUGACUUCCGAGCUGAGGCCGUGGAGCUGAAGGAGUUUACCAAGCAUGCGAGGCAUCCACCUACGAAGAAGCCUGGUCUACAGUUGAUCAUGGAGCGCCACCGCAGAGAGGACGAACUUGCUCCAGACCCCACCGCCUGCUGUGGUAAGCGAGCGAAGGAAUGGCAGAGGAUCAUCAGUCAGAUGCAGUGGUGCCAGAUAAGCUUGAUGUCCGACGUGCUGGGCAACAAGGCAUCCCAGGAGGAUCGAGAUCCGGCCAGCAAUGAAACACUCGCCGAGCGCCUCUCGAAGGUCACCGGCAUGGAGCCCGAACUCCUAGAUCUGGACCAAAUUGAUGAGCCCAAGCACGGUGCAAGAAGUGCCACCACAACUGGCCACCCAAUGGAGCACAAGGCGCAGUCCCGGUUCAAUGUGAAGUACACAACUGAGUUUGUGUACAACAUUUUCACUUUGAAAUUCAGAUCCAGCUUGCACGAACAAGCCUUCUGUCAGAUGUUUGACGAAGCCAGCCGCAACCAAUUCUUCGUGUCUGCUCGCGUCCUCACCGGUCUGCUGGUUGGCUUUCAAGUGGUCAAGCUGUUGGCUUUUGUGGUUGCGCCCACAGACUUCUCAGAAGUGGUCCUGGGUCUUGGGAGCAUUGCCGGUUUCGUGGUCGGGUGCGAGGCGCUGCUGCUUCCGCUGCGCUUCGAAAGAAUCAGUGCUUUCCAUGCGAGUUACCUGACCGUUUGCUGCUGCCUGCUCAUCGUGUUGAAGCAUGUCAUAGAGUUUCUCUAUGGCAUCCCCAGCUAUGUGUCGGAUGCGAUUAUGCCUCUUCUCUUUUGUGCUGGCGCACGAAUGCGCUUCCCACAAGCCAUCGGAGUACUAUGCCUGCACAUGCUGCUCUUGAUCAUUUGGGCCAACUUAUUCCUGAACGACCGAACAUGCACAGUGGGCGAUGGCUCCACACAAGUCAAUGUUUGCAACGAUGAAGGACGGCUCCUGUUCGAGUAUUCGACCAUCCAGUUCGGUUUGGUUGCAUUGGUCAGUGCCUACAUGUAUCUGUCGGAGCGGUUUGCUCGGCACAGUUUCGCAUGGGACGAUCGUAUUGGCAGGGCAAGAAACUCCGACCGCGAUCUUCUCAAAGGAAUGUAUCCCGAAGAUGUUGUGGAAGCUGUUCGGGAGAGCUUUCUUAGCAACCAGCAGCAGAUCAAUGUAGCAGAGCAGAAGGUCUCCAGCACUAAGACCAUUUUCCAAGAACGCGGCAUAGUGACCGUAGUUUUCAUAGACAUAUAUGCAUUCGAAAAGAUCGUGGCACAGCUGGCGCCCAAUGAUUUAGUGGAGCUGCUUGAUCGCGUCUUCACGCAGAUCAACAACAUUUGCCAGGAACAUUCCAUUCACAAAAUCGAGACGGUCGGGAAAACGUUUGUGGCAGCGGGCAUGGUCGACUUGAAGAAGAAGUCGGCUCGAAACACUGUCCAGAUGAAAGCUUUCUUGUGUGUCGAGGCUGCAAGCGCAGUUCUAAGGCUUUUCACCAGGUGCACCACUGGAAUGGAGCAGAUGGAGAAGCUAUCCCUCAAGAUUGGCAUCAACACGGGCCAGGUGAUCUCUGGGGUGGUCGGCUCCCAGAAGCCGCAAUUUGCCCUGUUCGGUGACACCGUGAACACCGCAUCGCGGAUGAUGAGUACGGGGAUGGUGGAUCACAUCCAUGUGUCUGCAAGCACAUACGAACAUGUUAAGGACGAGUCGCAAUAUUCUUGGUUGGGCAAGAAGACCACAGUGAAAGGCAAAGGUGAGAUGGACACCUACCUGUUGCAGCAUGAUGGGGCCCGCAGGAAACAAGUCUCUGCCGGUACCUCUCCUCUCAAUCGGGCCAAGUCUGCAGUCCGAGAGGGCAGCAUGGUGAACGUGGGUCCGGAGGUGCUGUUGACCACGGAAGACACGAGAACUUUUUGCUCGAUGUUUUCCCGUGCGAGGCUGAUAGAGGCAAUCCACAAUUUCGUUUCUUUCUGCGUGCGUGCAUAUGACCUUGACUGUCUAAAGACGAAUCAAGAGAGCUCGCUGCUGGCAUCUCUAAUGCUUUUUUGGUGCAUCUUCUGCCUGGAGUCGUUGUACAUCUGGAUUGGUGACACAGGCGAUCGUGCUGCCAAUCUCCAGCUCUUCUUCAACAUCCGUGGCCCGUUUGCGGCACUGUUAUUUGUGAUCAUCGUGCUAAAGUCUUGUUUGAUCUUGGGGCAGGGUUGCGGGCGCACCUCACAGAGUGUGGCUGCAAAUGAGAGGAAGGAACGCGAUGACUCUGAAAACAGGGCAGACGUGAGUGAGGCAGAUGGUACCGGCGGUACCGGCAUGGAAGUGUCGGAUCGGGAUGAUGAGGAGGUGCAACACAUGAACCCGAAUGCACAAAGACUGGGCUGGCCGAGCGAAGUCUACUACUUCGGUAUUGCAGUCGUGCUCAUCGGUGCUGGCUAUAUCUGUGCAGUUACAUCGUCUCUGUACGGUCUGGCCGACGGGCGCUUGGAGGAAGUCAGCUAUUGGAUCUACUUUGAGUCGAUGUUCUACCUCUCAGCCAUGAUGCACUUGAAUGUCUUGCGUGCGACCACUGCCGCUUUUACUUGUGGCUUGGCGAUUGUCCUUCCGGCCACGGUGCUUGGCGCAAUGGCUGACUUCCCUUCCGGGCUCAUCUACCCUUUUUUUGCAUUCAUCCUGCAGGUGCGCGUGAUCGCGAGUUUGAAGUGGUACCAGCUGAAGAGCCUGGAGGGAUUGAAGAUGGUUGAGAAGGAGCACAAAGAAUGCUACUCCCUGCUGAAUUCGCUCCUGCCUCAAGAGGUGCUGGAGUCAAUGCAGUCGGACAACUUGCAGCUGGCAUACACCUACAACGACAUGACGCUUCUCUUUGCCGACAUUGUGGGCUUCACGAAGUAUUGCGCCACGCAUCAGGCAAAUGAAGCCGUCAGGCUUGUCACACACCUGUUUGCAAGAUUCGACAACUGCUGCAAACUCCUCGGGGCAUACAAAGUGUGCACUAUCGGUGAUGCAUACCUGGCCGUGAAUGAGCCGAAGACAGUUCAUGAGGAUAAGGUCCUCGGGGCCAACCAGCUCCUCCAUUUGGCCAUGUCCAUGCUUCGGGUCAUCGUGUCUGUUCGAAACGAGGUUCAGCACGAAGGCCUUGACAUGCGAAUCGGCUUGCACCAUGGUCAGUUCGUGGCUGGCGUAAUUGGCAGCAGCCAGCUUCGCUUCGACAUCUGGGGCGAGGAUGUGCUCAUUGGCAACCAAAUGGAAUCAGAGGGUGAGCCCGGGCGCAUUUGUUGCAGCGCAACUUUUGUAGAGGUGAUCCGCAAUAAUUUUCAGCAGUUCCACUUCACGGAGCACAAAGUCAUUGCUUGCUCCGGAACGAAGCGAACCAUGCAGAGUUACUUGCUCGACGAGCCUUACGGCAUUGGCACCGGCAAGCCGAGCUCGCCGGGCGCAAAGAUGCCCCGGAACAGUGAGCGCAAGAGCAAGCGCAUCCGGUGA